This is a messenger RNA of Corythoichthys intestinalis (scribbled pipefish), 2304 nucleotides long. It is a transcript of the gene usb1, whose product is annotated as U6 snRNA biogenesis 1. The transcript is spliced from 7 exons. Gene Ontology annotation, cellular component: nucleus. The coding region runs from base 157 to 1005 and encodes 282 amino acids. The record is from RefSeq and is a predicted model, not a curated record. Gene Ontology annotation, molecular function: 3'-5'-RNA exonuclease activity. Lineage: Eukaryota; Metazoa; Chordata; Actinopteri; Syngnathiformes; Syngnathidae. Gene Ontology annotation, biological process: U6 snRNA 3'-end processing.
UACACCGGAAGUGCAACGCAACGUGAGUCGUUGGUUUUGGCAAGUAAACUUCACCAAGCCGGUUCGUUUAGAUUAAAUACGAUGCCUGUUACUUGAUAAACAGGAGCGUCCUAGUCUUACUUUUUUUAUACGAACCUGUAGAAUAGUUGUUGAAUAAUGUUAGUCGGCUACAGCAGCAGCUCGGAUGAGGAAAAUGAUGCUAUCGAAGGAGAGGCAGACGCGGCUGCAGACCAUAACAAAACCUUUUAUCGAAGAUGUCAGCAAAACGGUGGUGAAAAUCAUUGCCCGUUGAAGAAAAAGCCCAAAAUAGAGGAAUCCUCUACAACAGCGAGGUUGCCUCUCCCUGAUUGCCUGCUAGACAUGUUUCCAGAAGAUCUGGAGGCACAGACUGAGGAUAGCUCUUUGCAUGAUGGUCGCAUCCGCUCUUUUAAACAUGAGAGAGGAAACUGGGCAACUUAUGUUUAUUUUCCAUACAAACCUGAAGAGGAGUUUGAGGAGUUAAUGGAGGCGCUUCUGUCGACUGCUGCUGCCUUUGGAGUGGUUUUAAUUCCACAGGAGGAAUUUCAUCUCAGCCUGUCUCAGACAGUGGUCCUGAAACAUCACUGGAUCCAACCCUUCAUACAAGGCCUUAAGGCAGGCCUGGUCCCCUGUAAAAGAUUUGUAUGCUCAGCAUCCAGACUAAAAGUCUAUUGUAAUGCUGAGAAGACAAGAACCUUCUUAGGGGUGGAGGUUGUAACUGGCCAUGCCCAGUUAUUAAACAUGGUCCAUGUAGUGGAUAGAACACUGACAGAUUUUCACCUGGACACCUUUUAUCAGGAUCCAUCAUUUCAUGUUAGCCUGGCCUGGUGUGUUGGGGACUUCACUGUCCAAUUGCAGCAAUGCCUUCAUAAGCUUCAGAAUUUGGUUGAUAACCAUGAAGGGGAAACAUAUCAUCUGUGGUUAGACUGUUCAGAGCUUCGCUGCCGCACAGGAAACAAGACCUUCCGCUUCCCACUGGCUUCUUAAAACUGGAUAUACUGCAUAUAUUGAAACAUUUAGCUUCAUGAGUAUACAGAUAGUCUUCUGUUAUGAAAUUUUAGGGAAUACAAGUCACACACAAUUUGUUCACGCGACGACACAUACAGUAAUACGUUCAUUGUCGCGCAACACGAGAACUCGCUUAAUUGCAACUGGAUUUGUGUUUUUCCCCCUGUAUAUUAGUUUUUGUAUUUAAUAUGGCUAAAGUGUCUUUUCAUGCACAUAUCAAUUGGUAUAUCUAAACCGAUCUGAAUUCGGACAAUUUCAUUAAUUUUUUUCACAAACCAAAUAUCAAUACUAUUAGUCGGUCAUAGUUGUCAUAUUUUUACAAAUUAGUGGCCAAUCGAAAUUGUUGAAAAUAAUUUAUUUUUGACAACAAACAAACAUGUCAUGUUGUUUUGGGGGGAAAAGUGAAAAGUAAUGUUUUUGGAGAUGGGAGAGGGUAUCAAUAACAACAACAAUAACAAUAUCUACUAUAUUUCUGACUGUACUACUACAUGAAAAACCCCGUGUAAUCAGAGCGGCAUACAUAAUCAGCGGAAUGAAGUCACUUGUUGUCCGUCGGUUAACCUGAUCAGUUUCGGUCCUAUUCACAGCAAAAUAGUGAUGCAUUCCCGUGGGAUUCCAAUUAAGAGAUAAUUACAGCAAAUCCUUCGCAAGCAAGUACCCUCCCUUCUACCUUUUAACUACUCAUAGCUGAUCAUUUCUUUUAGACACAUGGUUUUAAAAAAAUAUAUAUAUGUAUAUUUUUGUAUUAAUGUUUCAGUGAAAUCAGGUAUUUGAUUAUUUCUGCUAUUGUGUUGCAAAUAUAGGCUGAUUCAUAUUUUUGAAACUAAAGUCACAGUCUAUCCUCAUACAUUGCACAGUUACUGUUUCUAAUAAAUGGUUGUUCAAGAUUUUACAACUCGGACACCUUUAGAACUCUAUAAGCCACCCACCCUACUUUUGUACCAAUUUGUGGACUACUGCAGUUCAGCGUUUGGGCUUUUUUCUCUGGAAAGAAAGACCGUAGUUGGACGUCGAGCAUGUUCAGAACUUCGUACUUGUAGCAAAAGUUGUAAUGUGAAAGAUUCUCCACUAGGGACUAUAUAAGGAGCAUUUGCAACGCGUUGACUGUCUUUUUACAAAAGGAUUCCUUAGAGGCAGCCAUGGCUCGUUGGUCUAGGGGUAUGAUUCUCGCUUAGGGUGCGAGAGGUCCCGGGUUCAAAUCCCGGACGAGCCCACCUUUUAUUUGUUUGGAGAUUUUCGAACUCCGUUCUUUUGAAAUCAAAUAAAUAGAAUUUUGGA